This is a messenger RNA of Penicillium salamii, 981 nucleotides long. The record is from the annotation of a GenBank genome assembly. NCBI's taxonomy places the organism in Eukaryota, Fungi, Ascomycota, Eurotiomycetes, Eurotiales, Aspergillaceae.
AUGUCGAAACGGACCUUGGACUCGUUUUUCAAGCCAUCGACUCCGAAACGACCCAAAAUCGAGACCGAAACCGAACCAACCGACGCUAAUGCAGAUGCAAAACCACCGAGCCAACAUCCCAGCUAUCCAAUCCCAAUCCCACAACUCCCCGAGCAUAUCGAAGUAAGCCUCGAGCAUGGAACGCCAUUCAAACAAGGCCAAGGAAUAAAUAACCAACCGCACCUCGACCUUGUCCAUUUCCAACCUUAUAUUCCGCGCGCAACAGCAAACGAAUUCUUCAAGUUCCUACGUCGCGAACUCCCCUUCUACCGGGUGCGCUACACCGCACGCCGUGGCAACGUCUCAACAGAGAUCAAUACACCACGCUGGACGACGGUCUUCGGUAUCGACGAAACCUCCAUCUUCGAAAAUGGAAGAGCAGUAGAUGUCCGGACGGGAUCCCCCGUCCCGCCAACGAAGUACCAAUGCACGCCGCGUCCGAUCCCAGCAUGCCUAGAGAUAUUGCGCAAGCAAGUCGAAGCGCAUGCGGGGGUCGAGAAAGGGUAUAAUUUCUGCCUUGUGAAUUACUACGCCGGAGGGGACGAUAGUAUAUCAUUCCAUUCCGACGACGAAAGGUUUCUGGGGUCACGGCCAAAUAUUGCUUCACUGUCAUUGGGUGGUGAGCGGGACUUUUUGAUGAAACAUAAGCCUGCACCCGUGACUGGGUCUGCCGAUGCCAAACCGGGCGCUACGGCGGCUGUGGGGCGUCAGAUCAAAAUGAGUCUUGGCUCGGGCGAUAUGGUAAUUAUGCGGGGGGAGACGCAGUCCAAUUGGUUACAUAGUAUCCCCAAGCGGAAGGGCAAUACUGCAGGACGCAUCAAUAUUACCUUCCGGCGGGCUGUAGUGCCUGCGGGGACGAACAAUUAUUAUCAUUACAAUGUUGGCAGUGGAGGGAUGUACAGAUGGGACGAUAUUAGUCGGGAGAUGGUGGAAACAAAAUAG